AGACAAUGAUUGAGGCCUUCAUUUGACUGGCCUAUAUGAACUACUAUAUCAACUCAGAUUCAGAAUGCGCAAACACUAUAUUACUAUCACUGUUUCAGGUGAGUGGUGCCUAGCAUUGUUUUAUUACUAAUUAAUAUCUUCUGUAGAUGUGGGGAGAUCUCAGAAUCACAUUUCUUCUAAUAGCCGAGAAUUUCAAGCUGAAGGUGGAAAAUUAAAUGCUCUUGCUUCCCAUUUAUCAAUUGGUGUUCUACAAGAAAUUGCACGAAGGUGUGGUUUGAAGGUUGAGUUCAGACCUGUUACAAGUACCAGUAAGGAUUUGCAUUUUUCUGUUGAGGUUUUUUUCACUGGCGAGAAGAUAGGUGUUGGAAUGGGGAAGACAAGAAAGGAUGCUCAACAACAAGCAGCUGAGCAUGCUCUUCAUAGCUUAGCAGAAAAAUAUGUGGCGUAUAUCACAUCUCGUUCUGGAGCUGUGAAAAAAGACUUUGAUGAGGUUUCUCUUGGAAAUGAAAAUGGAUUUCUGUGGGACUUAGUAAAUCCCGGGGCCGGAUCGAAUGACGUGUCAAGAGAAGAUGGGUUGCCAAAAGAAAAGACUCCGGAGCCUGUCAAAACAGAACCUGGGAGCACUUCAUCUGCCUUGUUAAAUCAGCAAGCACAAAAGCGUGUCAAUUCACCGAGGUAAAUUUCAUCCCCACACCAAUCUGUCAUCUGAAUCACUCCACUUAGGUUGCCCCGAAGAAAAGGACCAUGGAAACUCGUUUUACCCCAACUCAUGCCCUACCUUCUAGAAACUCAGUUGGAUAUGCAAUUUUUUUCCUUCUACAUUGGUUAUUUUCUACUAUACCCAGAUUGCUGCAAUCUACUUCAAGCAAACGAUUAAAGGAUGAAUCUCUACAUGGAUCACAAAGUCUAUCGUCUUCUAGGCAACAGAAAAGUGGGCAUUCUGCUGUUUCAUGAAAAAGUCGUUGGAAUUGGAAGCUUUUGGAGUGAGGUUUUUUGAGAGCCCUAAUUUAAGCAUCUCAUAAAGGCAGCUGCUCGUGCCACCUAGCAGCAUUACAGUCAGCAAAUGUGAGGUGAAGAGCCUUCUCCAAUGGAAAUAUGGGCUAUCAUUUUUUUUUUUUCAUGUUGCAUUGUUGCCUUAUUUCCUGCCCACUGGUUUAGUUGACGUCCAGGCAGAGCUUGCCCUUUUGACCCUUGUACAGCAUCACCUCUAGCUUACACAUAAGUCUGACUGCCCGCAUUCGAAGAACCCAUGCUGAUGAUAAAUUCUACGUACAUAGGAAUAUGGCAAGAAAAGAAUCCCUUGUCCCUGCUAAUGGACACGCAGGAGCUUGUACCAGGGGAAUUUUACUGGAGUCUUAUGCCUGGACUGGUUCCCGUUUAAAAAAUAAAAUAAAAUUUAUAUA
Rubroshorea leprosula is the source of this 1403-nucleotide messenger RNA. The record is from the annotation of a GenBank genome assembly. Lineage: Eukaryota; Viridiplantae; Streptophyta; Magnoliopsida; Malvales; Dipterocarpaceae.